This is a messenger RNA of Penicillium malachiteum, 357 nucleotides long. RefSeq names its product serine palmitoyltransferase small subunit family protein. The transcript has 2 exons. Lineage: Eukaryota; Fungi; Ascomycota; Eurotiomycetes; Eurotiales; Aspergillaceae. Bases 1 to 357 code for a protein of 118 amino acids. The record is from RefSeq and is a predicted model, not a curated record.
AUGUCUCUUCUUUGGAUCCUGAGCAGCCUGGUCCGCUGGAUACGCCUCAAGAUCUACCAGUAUGAAGUGACCUUCGCCAUCUACAUGCUUACACCCACCGAGAAAUUGGUCUUCAACUCCUUACUCCUUACCCUCAUCACCCUGAUGGCGACCGGAAUCUACGUCUACCUCCCUGAUCACAUUCGCAAAAUUUACGGCCACCUCUACUACUACUGGGUUGGCGAGCGUCCCUUCAUCUCAUCGCGACUAGCAUCAAUGAACUCUGUCUUCGGCGAAGCCACGCAAACCCUCGAAGUGAUGUACGAAACUGCCAAGAACGCAGCCGCGACAACGACACAACGGAUAGCGGAAUUGUAA